AUGGGUUGUUCCUAAAGCGUAACAGCAGAUGACAACCAAGCUGUGAUUCUUAUUAAGCCAAAGACUCUUAAAUUCAAGCCUCACAAUUCCAAUACGGAAUCUAUUUUAAAGAAAAAGUAUACUGACGGAAGUGGAUAGGCUUUUUACAUUAUCCCAACUGAAGGAGCUUCUUUCUCAAAAGUUCCAGUCUUAAGAGGGCCCGAUUCGAAUCAACUUGUAUUGAGAAGACGAUAAUCCAAGUUAUCAAGUAGUCCCACAAUUACAGAGAAGGUGCAAACUUAGCCAAUGUCUUUCUGA
Paramecium octaurelia is the source of this 297-nucleotide messenger RNA. The record is from the annotation of a GenBank genome assembly. Lineage: Eukaryota; Ciliophora; Oligohymenophorea; Peniculida; Parameciidae.